Physella acuta is the source of this 728-nucleotide messenger RNA. Its product is annotated as integumentary mucin C.1-like. The record is from RefSeq and is a predicted model, not a curated record. NCBI's taxonomy places the organism in Eukaryota, Metazoa, Mollusca, Gastropoda, Physidae.
AUGCACUUUAACGCUCACUUUAUAUUUCAAACGUUGUUGAACUUUUUUCUUAAACUAUAUUGUUGUUGGUCCUCAGGGUUUCUGCCUUCAACACCAGGACCAACUACAACACAAGGACCAACCACAACUACAACACCAGAGCCGACCACAACACCAGAGCCGACCACAACUACAACACCAGAGCCAACAACAACUACAACACCAGAGCCAACUACAACUACAACACCAACUACAACUACAACAUCAACGACAACUACAACACCAGAACCAACUACAACAUCAACGACAACUACAACGACGACCACGACCACGACCACAACCACGACCACAACAACCCCAAUACCACCCAACAUAUGCAUCCAGUGUAACGUGAGUGAGCCGUGUGAUGGCUACACCAUCCAGGUGACGCCACCACAAAUGUGUGACCAGCAACAGCCGUACUGUUUCUCUACCAUUGUACAGAACAAGGUUGAAAAGGAUAUCUACAAAGGCUGCGCCGAUGAAAAUUUCUGCCGGCUAAAGUGGUGGGAGCAGACGUCAACCAAACCCAACUGUCUGGUCGAGGAUUACACCGGCCUUGACCUUGACUGCACCUUCUGCUGUACCGGGGUGGGGUGCAACCUGCCCGUCAAGCCGUAUGACGUCACGCUUGUGCACUUCACGUGAGCUCGCGAAAGUUCUAAGGAUAAUGACUCGGGAUAACACCCACACCACCGAUUGACUGAACA